AUGUCAUCAGCAAGUUCCGACUUUCGAACAUGGGUAAGAGAAUUGCAGGAGGCGGGAGACAUUCAGCCGAUAGACACCUCUGUGGAUCCACACCUCGAGCUUGCCUCCGUCACUCGAAGAUGCUACGAGAAUUAUGAGCCCGCUCCACUCUUCAACAAUAUCGUCGGUCGGGAGGGCAAUGGUCUCUUCCGUGUCCUGGGUGCGCCGGUCGGGAUUGGACGUUCGGAAAUUCGCUACGGUCGCAUCGCGAAGAGUGUUGGACUUCCAUCAAAUGCUUCCGCUGAAAAUAUUGUCAAUCAUCUCGUAGAAGCGAGAGACAGACCACCAAUUCCACCAAUUCAGGAUGAUGAUGUCAACCUCGAGGCUCUUUCGGUGCCCCUGCACCACAUGCAGGACGGCGGCAAGUACAUACAGACUUUUGGAAUGUUUGUCGUUCAAAGUCCGGACGGCAACUGGACGAAUUGGUCUAUCACUCGGGGAAUGGUGUGCGGAAAGCGAAAGAUUGUAGCCCCUAUCAUGCCAAAGCAGGACAUUGAGACAAUAUUUCAGCUUUGGAAGGAUAUUAAUCAAGACAUGCCAUUCGCUUUGGCAUUUGGCGUGCCUCCAGCUGCGAUCAUGGUCAGUGGAAUGCCCAUUCCGAAAUGGACAGACGAAAGUGAAAACAUCGGCGCGGUCACUGGCAGGGGUGUCGAGGUCACCAAAUGCGAGACAUGUGACUUACUAGUGCCCACGUCGGCUGAGAUUGUUAUGGAGGGCACUGUAUCCAGGUUCGAGACUGCGGCUGAAGGGCCCAUGGGAGAAUACCACGGAAUGACGUUCCCAAGCCAAAGCCACCAACAGCCGGUUUUCAACGUGGACGCGAUCACAUAUCGGGACAACCCAAUUCUACCGCUCUGCAUAGCGGGUCGAGCGCCAGAGGAGAAUCACACCGUUUUUGGGUUGAUGCAAUCCGUUGAAUUGCUCGCGACAUUCGAUCACACUCGACUUGUGAGGAUGCGCACCUCUAUGAAGGCCUUCUGUGAGCUAGUUGGUCAUGCGGUAUUUCAAGACCCGAAGAUGGGCUGGUAUAUCCCGAAGCUGUACAUCGUUGGCGAAGAUGUUGACCCCUCAAAGCUAGAAGAUUUGUUCUGGGCCGACUCAACUCGAUGUGAGCCUGGAGCAUCUGAGUUUCUCUUUCACGGACUUUCGACUAUACCGAUGGUCCCUUAUAUCGCGCAAUGUGAUCGCAUUGGCAAAGGCGAGGCUGCCAAAGUCAUUCGAUGCUGCUUACUUCCUCAGAAGUUCACCGAAGAACAUUUGCCCUGGGUGGCGGCCUCGUUCGAAGGGUCGUUCCCUGAAGAAGUCAAAGACCGCGUGAACAAGCGAUGGAAAGAGUACGGGUUUCGGUAA
Molecule: messenger RNA, 1389 nt
Organism: Zasmidium cellare ATCC 36951
Lineage: Eukaryota; Fungi; Ascomycota; Dothideomycetes; Mycosphaerellales; Mycosphaerellaceae
Exons: 3
Coding region: 1-1389 (462 amino acids)
Biological process (GO): cinnamic acid catabolic process; ferulate metabolic process
Cellular component (GO): cytoplasm
Molecular function (GO): carboxy-lyase activity
Source: RefSeq, a predicted model, not a curated record